Vicia faba (fava bean) is the source of this 357-nucleotide messenger RNA. Lineage: Eukaryota; Viridiplantae; Streptophyta; Magnoliopsida; Fabales; Fabaceae. The record is from the annotation of a GenBank genome assembly.
AUGCAUAACAUUCAGUUUUCAUCGAGUAUCACGAAACUCUUGUUCGGUAGGGUCUCGGUUCUGCAUAAAAACCCUAAACGUCUUGAUUGUGACAGGUUUUGUUAUAUGGAGCCUUUCAAAGGUCAAUGUGCAGAUGCUGAACAGAAGGUGAAGCCUGGCAUAGUCACUGUUUCUACAAAGCGAUCAGGAUAUGAUUCCACGCUGAAAGAUUCUAGUAGUAUCAAGGUGGAAGCUGUUUCGGAUGCUUCUAACACAGAUGGAAAAUUACCCAAUUCUGAGAAUGCAAAACGUCCAGCCUUGAAGCGGUUGAAAAGGGGACCUUCAAGAUAUGAAGAAUCCAAAUCAAAAAAGAGAUAA